GAAAGAUCCGCGGAGGCCGGCAGCGGUGUUUGUAUCGGGGGGUGCGGUAUCUGUCCGCAUCUGCAUCCUGAAGUAGCCGGUGAGGGCCUCACAGGUGCGCAGACAUCAGAUCUGUUCUCAUGAUGCCUGCACGCCCUGAAGCAGCUGGCCUCCAUGGUGCUUUGCUGUGUGCGGUGUGGUAUAGAGUAGGUCACUCAUCCGUAGCCUCCUGCAAUGGACCGUGACGAUAGCGAUGACCGCGGGGCUCGUCCACAGGUCAGCCACUCACGGGGCUCUCCACUUCCCUGCCGCAUCUGUGUGGUCUUGGUGGUGUGUUACAGUCGGCAAAUGUGGAUGACGCCCUUGAUCAGCUUGGGAAGGAGAAGCAUCGCACCGACACACUCUACCGCACCAUACAAACACAAGUGAGUGAGUGAGUGAGUGAGCGAGGGUAGAGUGGCCGUGAUAGGCGCGUGGUGGCAUGUGUGUAUCGUGAUGUUUGUGCGUUGUCAGUUGGCGGCUCAGCGUGCCUCCCUGACGGCCGGCGAUGUGGGUAGGGUACUGGGUCACAUCACCCGAGGCGGUGAUUGUCUGAAGGAGGCCGCCGAUUGUCUGAGCGGACUGACUGAGGUGCGUGAAGACGAGUGGUGUCCAUCGACCACACACACGUCAAUGUGUGUGUUUGUGUUGUGUGUGCAUCAUUCAGGGUGACGGCAGUGUGCGUACGGGAGUGGCGGACAGCUCAUGGAGCGUCGAUGGCGGUAUGUGUGUGCAUCGAGGCCAGCCAGAGAGGCUUGGAAUGAGUUCCGUUUAUCAGAUGCCUUCUCUGUGUGGGUCAAUGUGUGUGUGAUCAGGUAGCAGCUGUAUCGGAUAGCAAGCGGGCCCGAUUGGAUGGUCACUCAGACCAUCCUGCUGCUCCUGCUGCUGCUGCUGCUGCUGCUGCAAGUGCAGGUGGGCGGCGACACAGAAGAUGAACCACACACAUCAGACGCACUCAAUGCCCUCUCUGUCUGUCUGGUUGUUGUGCAGGUGGUGUGUCGGGCGUCUCUCAGCAAGAUGAGCAAACCCAAAACCAGCAGCACCACAACCACCAGCAGCAGGUCAGGCAGACAGCACACGGGGCCUGGCCAAGGCAGCAACCAAUCAACGGCAGGCUUGUUGACGCCCUCAUGUUCUCUGUCCAUCUGCGUGUGUACGUGUGUGUCAGGUUGCGUGUGGGCCGUGUUUGUGUGGCCUUGAGGGCCCGUUGGUGUGCGAGAUGGCCUCCUUUCUCACCACCAUCGAGGCCACCGUCCUCUGUCUUGUCAACAAGGACAUCAACAGCAAGGCCGACUACACCGCCAACACAACCACCACCGAGGACAAGACCGACGACACGCCAUUUGGCAUCUACCACAACCUGACCAUCGCAAAGGAGGAGUGCAAGACGUGGGCGAACCUCAACCAGCCCACACGCGCACGCCUGAAGACCAAACUGGUGAGGCAGAGUGUGUGCUCAUCGUGUCGCCUCAUAUCCAUGCGUUCGUCUGUCGAUAUGGUGUCUGUGUGGCUGUUCAGGGCAACGUCAAGACGGCUCGCAUCGCGUGGCCCAUCGACAGCCCCGGUCGGAGGCGGUCCUCAGGCAGGAGCGGCGGGCGGCUGGUGGCGGAGUGUCUGGCGGGAUCAAAGUCGUCCCUGGAGGACUUGCACAUGACAUCAUGGGACGGGGAUCACGGCAAGAACCCUGGUCGGCUGCCUGCCGUCGUCUUUACCAAGCUGAGGCUGCUCGCCGUUACAUCAUUUAAAUGCCUUACCUACUUCAGGUGAGAGGGAAUAGGACUCAUGAAUCGAUUUGAAAUGUCCGUCGGACGUACUGCCAUUGUCCAUCUUGCUAUCCUUCUGCCUUGUCUGUCUGUCCCUCAGGAAGUGCAACUGGACCUUCCCGAGCCUCGUCGACUUGCGGGUCAGCACCACGACGGGGAGCCAGCUUCCCGACGUCACCCACAUCGUGCGGUCAUCCCCCCAGCUGCGCACACUCACAACGACCAACAGCUGGGAAAAGAUCGACGGCAGGGGCAGCGACUGGUGUGAGUUCGCCAGUGCCCUCGGGCAGUGCCCUCACUUGACGACCAUCCGCGGGCUGGCCAUCGGGAUCGGCAACGACUGCAGCCACCUGCCUGACUUGCAGAAGGCCCUCGACACCCCUGGGGCAAAGAGGAGAACCGAGGUAGGUGGGUGGGCUCAGAUGGGCAGACAGCCAGCCAGGCAAUGCACGUCCUGCGCUCCUCUUCCUGCUUUCAUGUUGCAUCCCUGCCUCCCAUCGUGUAGGCGUCAAGAAGACCAUCGAGUUCGAGUACGACCCCAGCAUCAGCUGCACCUUCAGCGACGAGACCCGUCCCCUGCACACCUUCCUCACGUGGGCGGGAGGAGUCCGCGUGUCCAUCGAGUGGCUCGGCGGGAAGGUCAGGAUGGAUUGCAGCAAGGCUGUGUCGAGCUCUAUGGCCCCUCCUGCUGUGCGUGGCCCCGUGGCUGACGUGGUCAAGCAGAUGGCGUCCCAGGCAGCGAUAGUAAGUCGAAUGACAGUGAUGGCAUUCUUCCACCCAUCUGUCUAUCGUGUUGUACACGCCAUGGCUGCCUGUGUGCCUCAGGUGGACUUGUAUUUGGGCGGGAGCCGACUGCACGACUCAUGGAAGGACCUCCAUUUUCCCGCCGCAGACCUGCUCCAAAUCGUGGGCACCGCAGACCCGCAGGAGGUCAUCGAGAGCAUCCCCAAAUGGCUGCUGGAGGUCGAUGAGGACGGCAACAACGUGUGCUUCCCCAAGAUAGACUACCUCGAUAUCUCGAUGGGGCGUGUGGGGGAUGAUGGCCCACCUGCAGAGGCCUGGCACUUGCCGGCCGCCCCCAACGCACUCAGUACACUGCUAGGCAGCCUGCGGAUGGUCACGUCAGUCUGCUUCAACAGGUCUAGUUUGUCCGCCGUGUGUGAGUGCCUGUCACACAUGACCGUCGACAAACUAGAUACGUUGGAGGUCUCUGUGGGCGACCAUCUGACUGCACUGCCUGACCCCACCCCAGUACACACUGCCGUCUGUGCACCGUCAACUCUUCCCGAUACGUGACUGGGGGCGGCCCGCAGUGAGCAAGGCAGCUGCCUUGUCGUGUAUGCGUUUGGCCUCACUCACUCACGCACACGAGGCAGAGUUUGAGUUUUACAUAGCGUCAGACCAGUUUGACUUCCACCGGGACUAUGGGGAGCUAGAGGGAUGGGCGGGAGAUGAUGAAGAUGAAGAUGACGAUGAGGAUGCUGUGUGGGAGCGGGAGAGGGAGCUACUAGAGCAGGCCAUGAAGGAGCAUGGCAAGGGCUGCAUGCGCGCGUUGGCCACUGAGUGCUAUGAGGUAGUCAAGGGAGGAUAUCAUCUGACGGACGUAGACGUCAGCUGUGACGUGGAAGACGACGAGACCACGACGCAGCCGGUGUCCUACGGCCGUUUGCAGCUGAAGGUGUUAGCCAAGGGUGCCACAGCAGGCUCACCGACUGACUGACUGACUGGCUGACUCACUCGCUGCUGACAUGUGGAUCUGUCUGGCUGUGGAUGAAAUGCCCGUGUGCAUGCGAUGUGCACUCGAGUGGAAUGUGUGCGUGUGGUUGCUCAGCUGCAAUGAUGAAUGGGAGUUUUUCGAGACAUUAAGAGACACAGACAGCCGUGCGAGUAGUAUGUUCAUCCUUUGCCGACCGCCCGAUGUAAACGAUGAAGAUUCAUUGAGG
This is a messenger RNA of Vitrella brassicaformis, 3724 nucleotides long. The record is from the annotation of a GenBank genome assembly. Lineage: Eukaryota; Vitrellaceae.